Molecule: messenger RNA, 861 nt
Organism: Brugia malayi
Lineage: Eukaryota; Metazoa; Nematoda; Chromadorea; Rhabditida; Onchocercidae
Exons: 9
Coding region: 1-861 (286 amino acids)
Source: RefSeq, a predicted model, not a curated record
AUGAUCAUUGAUGGUUACUCGGUGCUUUUCCUUUUUACUGUUGGUGUAUUGAUUACCAUCAUUUUGGCGAUAUUUGUUCAACGGCAGAUAUUCCGAAUGCGUGAUAACAGUUUACGUCGGGAAGCUAAUAUUGUCGUUGGAGCGGGUUUAUCAAAGCGCAAAAAGGAAGAACUUGACCGAGGCAUUGAAAUUGUUCGACAGUUUCAACUUCUGCGUGCUCCAAAAUUUACCGAAAUAGGAACUAUUGCUGAACAUGCCAAUGCGCCUUAUAUCAAUCGAAUGAUUGCCAUGGACGAACUGCGAGAAAUUGAGCGACAGUUAGAGUUCAUAAAUGGUGACCUUGUUCGCAUAGCAGGUGAGUCGAUGUAUGCUUAUUUGUCUCGAAUUCGUCAGAUAGCACUACCUUCGCUAUCGGAGCAUCUAUGUGAACGAAUCGGUUUAUUGGCAGAACACUGCAGAUAUCGACAUCAGCCCUUCGGUGAAUCAGAAUUAACCGAAACUCGUGCACUGAUCAAAGAAAUUGUGAAAAUAUUAAAUAAUGAACAGGAACGCCUCUCUGCGUUUCAUGCCAAAGAAUCAACCAGCUCAACAUUACAAGAAAUUACCAAGAGGUUAACAACAGGAGAAAAAGGGACGCACAAAAGAAGCACAACUGUGAAUGCGAUACGAAAUGCUUUUUUGUCAUCUGAUAAGAAUGAGACGACAUUAGCAAGAGCAGAAGAUGAUCAGAGGAAACCAUUGAUAGCUGAUGAUAAGAAGACAGUUAGUGACACACCUGCACUUCAUAUUUUGAGUUCUCGUAUAACUACUGCCGACACUCAAAACACAAAACCCGUGGAGCGCACUCCACUUAUUGCAUAA